AUUAGGUUGUACAAAAUUAAUGGGCCAAUGUAGUCCAAUCAUCAACCAAUCACCAAAAAUUUGAAAACCCUAAACCUAACAACACUCACUCACCCUCUCACGCCGCUCAUCUCUUUGUCUUUAAAGCCUGAAACUGAAGAAACCAUUGAGAAACAAAAACAAAAAUGGUUAAUAAUAUGAUAUGAAACAUCAAUGGCGGUUUCAUAUCUUCAUUUUCUCCAACCUUUGAACUUCUCUUCCACAAGUCGUUUAUCUAUUUCCAGUAGAGACUCUUCUACGAGAAGGAACACUUGCCUUGUGUUAGCUUCCAACAACAAGGUUGAGACAUUGUUAGAUAGUGUUAAAUGGGAUGACAAAGGUUUAGCAGUGGCGAUAGCGCAAAAUGUUGACACUGGAGCCAUAUUAAUGCAAGGGUUUGCUAACAGGGAUGCUGUGGCCACAACAAUUUCGUCUCGAAAGGCUACAUUCUUCAGCCGCUCUAGGUCUACUUUGUGGACAAAGGGAGAGACCUCAAAUAAUUUCAUCAACGUGCAUGACAUCUUCAUUGACUGUGACCGAGACUCGAUAAUCUACCUUGGGACGCCUGAUGGUCCUACUUGCCAUACAGGGGCCGAAACAUGCUAUUAUACACGAGUUUCUGAUUCUUUAGAACAUCUCGAGAGUGAAAUUGAAGAAAACAAAUUGGCACAAACGACUUUAUACUCGUUAGAGUCUACAAUUUCCCUGCGGAAAGCAGAAUUAGAAGUGCCACAAAGUGGUAAACCGUCCUGGACUAGACGAUUAUUACUUGAUAACAAAUUGUUGUGCUCAAAAAUCAGGGAGGAGGCGAACGAGUUGUGUCAAACACUCGAGGAAAAUGAAGAAAAGUCGCGAACUGCUUCAGAGAUGGCAGAUGUGCUUUAUCACGCCAUGGUUCUUCUUGCGGUGAAAGAUGUGAAAAUGGAAGAAGUUCUACAAGUUCUUAGGGAGAGAUUUUCUCAGUCAGGAAUUGAGGAGAAGCGAAGGCGGGCUUCUUCUUCGAAGUGAUUAGCAUGAACUGUGUUAGUUGCAAGUUCAAGUGGUAUAAUUGGGGAUGUAAUAAUUUAUUAUUCAUGUCACAUAAUCCUUCCCUAAUAUCCUAAAUUUAAUUGAAACAAGACUUGAAAAAUAAGUUCAAGCAGAAAAGAGUGUAAAAUAUGAGCUGAAUCCAGAAUAAUACAUAAAAGAAAUUCGAUUUUGUAAAA
Messenger RNA from Cannabis sativa, 1223 nucleotides. RefSeq names its product histidine biosynthesis bifunctional protein hisIE, chloroplastic. The record is from RefSeq and is a predicted model, not a curated record. Lineage: Eukaryota; Viridiplantae; Streptophyta; Magnoliopsida; Rosales; Cannabaceae. Gene Ontology annotation, biological process: L-histidine biosynthetic process. Gene Ontology annotation, molecular function: phosphoribosyl-AMP cyclohydrolase activity; phosphoribosyl-ATP diphosphatase activity. Bases 193 to 1026 code for a protein of 277 amino acids. The transcript has 6 exons.